UUGACGAUCACCGCCAUGUCGAAGCAAUAUAAAGGCAUCGGCGAGGACCUCUGGAAAAGUCGACCGGAGAAAGUAAAUGCGGAAUUGUUCGCCUUGACUUAUGGCGCGCUGGUCGUCCAGCUAAUCCAAGACUACGAAGACUACGCCGAGGUCAACAAGCAGCUGGAAAAGAUGGGCUACAACAUCGGGACGCGACUGAUAGAGGAUUUCCUGGCAAAGAGUGGUAUCGGUCGCUGUGCGGACUUUCGUGAGGUUGGCGAGGUGGUCGCAAAGGUCGGCUUCAAAUCGUUUCUAAACAUUACACCGGCAGUGAACCAUAGCAUACAACAACCACCGCCUUCUCCUGGCCGACCAGCAAGCACUGGUCCAAUGCAAACAAGUGCAGGAUCGUCGUUUACUCUCACAUUAGACGAGAAUCCCUUGGCGGAAUUCGUAGAGCUUCCCGAGGAAACAUUGGAGGGUGGUCUUUGGUUCAGCAACGUGCUUUGUGGGGUCAUACGCGGUGCUUUGGAGAUGGUUCAGAUGCAGGUCCAAGCUGAGUUUAUAUCGGACGUCUUACGCGGAGACGAAACAACCGAAAUACGCGUGAAAUUGAUAAAAUACCUCGAGGAAGAAGUACCCGUAGGAGACGACUAA
Molecule: messenger RNA, 636 nt
Organism: Mycena indigotica
Lineage: Eukaryota; Fungi; Basidiomycota; Agaricomycetes; Agaricales; Mycenaceae
Product: Trafficking protein particle complex subunit BET3
Exons: 4
Coding region: 16-636 (206 amino acids)
Biological process (GO): intra-Golgi vesicle-mediated transport; endoplasmic reticulum to Golgi vesicle-mediated transport
Cellular component (GO): TRAPP complex; cytosol; cis-Golgi network membrane
Source: RefSeq, a predicted model, not a curated record